Metarhizium robertsii ARSEF 23 is the source of this 486-nucleotide messenger RNA. RefSeq lists its product as uncharacterized. Bases 1 to 486 code for a protein of 161 amino acids. The record is from RefSeq and is a predicted model, not a curated record. NCBI's taxonomy places the organism in Eukaryota, Fungi, Ascomycota, Sordariomycetes, Hypocreales, Clavicipitaceae. The transcript has a single exon.
AUGAAGUUUACUACUGUCUUUGGAUUCUUCUCCAUCGCAGCUGCGGCUGCUAUUCCCGAGGAUGGCAGUGGCGCCGCCAGUCCAGCACUGUCCGGGCCAGCACCGUCCGGGCCAGCACUGUCCGAGACAACACCGUCCGGGCCAGCACCGUCCGGGCCAGCACUGUCCGGGCCAGCACCGUCCGGGCCAGCACUGUCCGGGCCAGCACCGUCCCAGCAAGCCCCACCGGCUGAGAAGUUGCUGCCCUGGGUAGAGGCGACCAACAGUAGUUCCCUCUGCGAGAUAUACAGGGGCAACGAGGCGACAUGUGGAACCAAGGCAUUCUGUAAGGCCUACGACUCGGCCUACACUCAACCGGAUUCCAAUUACAAUUCUUCCAAGGAGUGCUUUGAGGCGCACAGGCUGCCCUGGGUAGAGGCAACCAACAGUAGUCCCCUCUGCGGGACACGCGCACAGGCUGCCCUGGGUAGAGGCAACCAACAGUAG